CAAGAUGCCCAAAUGUUGGAAAAAGUUCAGGUUCGAACGUUUACGUCCAGGUGCCAGAAUGUGCAGCUCCGGCGGGAAGAUUGUGCUUUUCUGGGACAAGAUUUCAUUGGAGGGAUAUCUUCAUCAUAUUUGGUCGGCGGAGAUUUCAUUGGAGAGACUCCAAGGAGGCGAGAUCUGGGGCAACAUUGAACGGUCUAAUAUUCUCAUGCCUGUUGAACCUUUUAAAGCCCCACAAGAAGGCCUUUAAGAUAACAGCAUAUACUGAAUAUCACUGCUCCUUAAAUCCCACAAAUAGCCUCUGUCAAUGACAUCUUCCUUCUCUUUGCAACUACUGUUGCUGGAUGUAGUGAAGAAGAUACCGCUGCUGUUGUUUUAUUCUUUUUCUUGGCAUCUCCAGAUGCAGAUUGAGCUGUUCUAGCUAGCUAGCUGCUUGGAUUGUAAGUACCGAGUUUUAGCCUGAGAUUUCUCCUGGGAAUCAGAAUAAGUUGCUGUUGAUGGUAGUAGUGAUAAGUGUAAUAUUUUUGGUUGGCAUAACUCUGUCCAAAGUUUCCAUCAGCUUUGUGUCUCCAUUACACAGAUUUCCCAUUCCAUUCUUCAGUUCUCUGAUAAGAAGACGCAACUGAUAAGAAACGAAUACUCCAUGCAAGGAUCCACAUCAUGUAGUUCAGCUCGAUAUUAUAGGAAAUAUAUUUGUGUUCAAGAUUAACAAAGGUGAGACAAUUCUUGAAGAACAACACACGGAGAAACAAUGAUGACGAUACCAAAUUCAGAUGGUUCUAAAUAUUUUUAAUAAUCCGAAGUCACGAGUUGUUCAGCUUUGGAAUCUAGAAAGAAGCAUCAUCUUACAUCUGAGUUUACGGUGGAUGUUGAUAGGGCCAACCAUACCUCACUGUACAAUACUUGUCUCCACGAAUAUGUCGGAUGGACCAUCACACACAUGAUUAUGUUACCUGUACCAUAUAUUAAUAUCUAAAUCAUCAAUUCUAUAAAUUCUUCAGUCAUUCAAGUGUCAGAACAAGAACGCUCACUAAGAUCUAUCACAAGUCACAACACCUUUCUCUUCUCAUCCAACGGUUCUAUUUUCACUUAUUCUUUCUUCAGUCUGUCUCAGAAUCCAAACAUGACUUCUCUUCUGUCUCUUCUUCUUCUUCUUGUUUUGCUCACUUUGUCUUCAGUAGAGUCCAAGACUUUCUGGGCUGACGUGGCAGCUCUUAAAGAGUUCAAGAACUCUGUGGAUGCGAAAUCGAUAACCCCCGGCUCUUGCCUCAGCUCCUGGGACUUCUCCGUCGAUCCCUGCGACGGUUUAUCCGGCGAGACAUUCACUUGUGGCUUCCGCUGCGACACCGUCGUUUCCGGAUCGGGUCGGGUCACAGACCUCAGCCUCGACCACGCCGGUUACUCCGGGUCCCUCUCCUCCGUCUCCUUCAACUUUCCUUAUCUCCAGUCCCUCGAUCUCUCCGGCAACUACUUCUUCGGUCCUCUUCCGGACUGCCUCUCCAACCUCACCCGCCUCACCAGCCUAUACCUUUCCGGUAACUCCUUCUCAGGAUCCGUACCCGAUUCUCUCGGGUCCAUGCCAGCUCUCGAGGAGCUCCUCCUCGACAACAGCCGCCUCUCCGGGUCCGUUCCGGCGAGUUUUAACAAUCUUUCCAGCCUUAAACGGCUAGAAAUCCAGCUCAACAACAUCUCCGGCGAGUUCCCCGAUCUGAGCUCGCUGAAGAACUUGAAUUACCUAGACGCGAGCGAUAACCGGAUCUCCGGUCGGGUCCCGUUAUCCUUACCCGGUUCAGUAGUUCAAAUCUCAAUGCGGAACAACCUCAUGGAAGGAACGAUCCCAGAGAGCUUCAGAAACUUAACAUCUCUUGAAGUGGUGGAUCUUAGCCACAACAAACUCAGUGGCUCGGUCCCGUCGUUCAUCUUCACUCAUCAAACUCUGCAACAGCUUACUCUCUCCUUCAAUGGCUUCACCUCUUUAGAUUCACCUUACUACUCACCCUCGGGUCUCCCCAGCGAGUUAAUAUCCGUUGAUCUCAGCAACAACCAGAUCCGAGGCUCGUUACCUCUGUUCAUGGGUCUCUUACCGAAGCUCUCAGCUUUGUCGUUAGAGAACAAUAGCUUCUCCGGUAUGAUUCCGACUCAGUACGUCUGGAAAACCGUAUCUCCCGGAUCUGAUUUCGCCGCGUUUCAGAGGCUUUUACUAGGCGGGAACUUUUUAUUCGGAGUCGUACCGGGUCCUUUGAUGGCGCUCAAGCCUGGUUCUGCGAACGUGCAGCUCGCCGGGAACUGCUUCUCCUGGUGUCCGGCGACUUUUUUCUUUUGCCAGGGUCAAGAACAGAGAUCGCUUACGGAAUGUAGAAAGUAUAGCCGUGUGAUUCCUUGAUUACUUGCUGAUUUCACCAUUCAUCUGUCUUUUUUUGCCAUGUUUUGAAUCUUCCUGUCGUGUCGGAUCUUUUUGAUCAUCUGAAACUUUACUAGGGUCUUGUCUUCCGGCAAUUGCUUAUCCCUAAGCAUUAACAUGUGAUUAAGUUAAUAAAAUGCCGUUGGGAGACGAUGUUUUCUUA
Molecule: messenger RNA, 2561 nt
Organism: Brassica napus (rape)
Lineage: Eukaryota; Viridiplantae; Streptophyta; Magnoliopsida; Brassicales; Brassicaceae
Product: LRR receptor-like serine/threonine-protein kinase FLS2
Exons: 5
Coding region: 1121-2380 (419 amino acids)
Molecular function (GO): protein binding
Source: RefSeq, a predicted model, not a curated record